Aegilops tauschii subsp. strangulata is the source of this 2550-nucleotide messenger RNA. RefSeq names its product nicotianamine synthase-like 5 protein. The record is from RefSeq and is a predicted model, not a curated record. Gene Ontology annotation, molecular function: nicotianamine synthase activity. Gene Ontology annotation, biological process: nicotianamine biosynthetic process. Lineage: Eukaryota; Viridiplantae; Streptophyta; Magnoliopsida; Poales; Poaceae.
AGAGAGGGGGAAAGAAAGGAAAGGAAUGGAAGGAAAGAAAGUGACCCUACAGAACUGAACCGGCGUUGCGACCAAGUGUGUUUUGUGUUUUUUGUGGUUUCUGUGCUGACUAGGACAUCGGGUUAACGGGUCAGGCCCAGUGGUUUGUUUUUGGUGGGUUUUGUAGUGCGAAAAUGGGCUUGUUCACUGUCUCAGAAUUCUGGUUUAAUCUUUUUCCACAGAAUUGACUGACUCUGAAUUUGGGUCAGUCAAUUUUGCUUGUACAGAUUUUCUGCUUGGCCAUUUGAUCCGAAAUUAAAGGCAGAUCUAAAAAUCGACUGACCCAGAAUUAUUUUUCAGGCGACUGGCGCCUAGCCAGUCCCUAAAAGGAGACUACCUUGCAACCAAGUAUGAAUGUACGAAUGAUUUUGCAUAAAGUGCGCCGAAAGUGUUGCAUGUCACGUGAGGGCUAGAAAUAUAUAAAUUCCCAGUGGUACGUAGGUACCAGUCAUAACACAGGCAUGAAACUAGCCUUAGGCAUGGACGCGUGAAGCGAGCCACGCAGUGUGCUGGCUGCACGAGCACGACAUGAUCGUGCUGCAGUAUAUAUGUAACGCUUCCAUCACCCGUCAAAGUCCAGAGCCCAUCAAACCUGCCAUUUUUCGGAGCUCCAGCAUCAGCAGCUACCUGUUGCCUCGUACGUCGAUCAGAUGGGCUGCGAGAACAAGGAGGCGGCUGCCCUGGUGAAGAAGAUCGCCGGCCUCCACGCCGCCAUCUCCAAGCUGCCGUCGCUGAGCCCGUCUCCCGAGGCGGACGCGCUGUUCACCGCCCUCGUGGCCGUGUGCACCCCACCGAGCGCCGCCGUCGACGUGGCCACGCUGGGCCCGAGGGCCCGGAGGAUGCGGGCCGACCUCGUCCGCCUCUGCGCCGACGCGGAGGCGCGCCUCGAGGCGCACUGCUCCGACGCACUCGCCGCCCUCGACGCCCCGCUCGACCACCUCAGGCUCUUCCCCUACCACGACAACUACGUCCGGCUGGGCGAGCUGGAGCACGCGCUGCUGUCCCGCCACGCGCCGGACCACCUCGCGGUGCCCGCGCGCGUCGCGUUCGUCGGGUCCGGCUCGCUGCCGCUCAGCGCGCUCCUGCUCGCCGCACGCCACAUGCCGGACGCGGCCGUCGACUGCUUCGACCGGUGCGGCGCGGCCAACGAGCGCGCGCGGAGGCUGCUGCUCCGCGGGAACGACGGCGGCGGCGCGGCCUCGCGCAUGACGUUCCGCACGGCGGACGUCGAGGAGCUGACGCACGAGCUCGCCGCCUACGACGUGGUCUUCCUGGCGGCGCCCGUCGGGGUGACGCCGGAGGAGAAAGCCCGCGUGAUAGCGCACCUCGGCCGGCACAUGGCCGCCGGCGCCGCCCUCGUCGUGAGGAGCGCACACGGUGCCCGUGGCUUCCUGUGCCCCGUUGUGGAGCCCGCGGAGGUCAGGCGGGGCGGGUUCCAGGUGUUGGCCGUGCACCAUCCCGAUAAUUCCGAGAUGGUCUACUCCGUCAUUGUCGCACGUAAAGGUUACCUCGAGCUCGUGCCACCGGCGGUGAGCCCGCCGUGCAACUGCUGCGAGGUGGAGAAGGCGCGCGGCAGUGUGCCGUCAACGAGCUGCCACCUUGAUGCCAUGGACGAAAUCCGGAGGCGCGCGUGGUGAUUGAAAUCCACAGGGGUAGGCUUUGUUAGUUCAAACUUCAAAGUCGGACUCGUCUUGAGCCUUCGAUCUAAAAGCAUGGUGUGACUGGAAGUCAGCCUACACCCUAUAUUUUUUGUGAGAAUGAGACACCAGUCGUCUGUAACGGUGGUGAGUACCCAAAAACACCAGUUGUUUGUAAUGGUGAUAAGCGUCGAAAUAAAGUGAAAAUGCCAAUUUGAGCCACGGAAAGACGCUAUGCGGACGCCACUAGGUGGUUUUUUUUCUAUUUCUCUUUUGCUUCCUUGGCUUGAUUGUGCUGUGGCCCCAGCAGUGGUAUGUCGAGUGUUGUUGAACUUGGAUUGUAUGAAUCGUUGCUUUAUUUAUAAAACGGGGCGAAAGCCUAUUUCAAGAGAGCCAGGGCAAGAGUGAGCCGCAAACGAAUAAGUAAAUUUAUCGGAACCGGUAGCUAGCAGUGAAGAAUCGGCCGUUCCUUGCUUCUCUGAGUUCGUGACAACUUUCUAUGUGUAAAGUUAAAAAAUGUUUUGCUCAUCAGACAAGACCCGUUUUGGAUACAUUUUGGCUAAUUUCAAGUUUACAAUUUCAGUCAGUGUUUCACGUUACAAAAAAAGAUUUCACUCAUUUAAGAAAAGGAUUUCACUACUUGUAAAAUACCUAUUUCGCACAGUAGAAAACACGGAUUUUAGUUGUUUCAAAAAACUGGUUUCACUCAUUUCAGAAAGCUGAUCUCAAUCAUUCAAAAAACUCAUUUCUUUAUGUUCAAAAACCCAGUUUCACUCCUUUGAAGAAACUGAUGUCACUUUUUUCACUCAAUUUCAAAAACAUAUUUCACUCAGUUGAGAAAACAUAUUUUGAAAUUGAUUUCACUCGAUACAAA